This is a messenger RNA of Callorhinus ursinus (northern fur seal), 1832 nucleotides long. RefSeq names its product coiled-coil domain containing 92 (gene CCDC92). Gene Ontology annotation, cellular component: centriole. The record is from RefSeq and is a predicted model, not a curated record. NCBI's taxonomy places the organism in Eukaryota, Metazoa, Chordata, Mammalia, Carnivora, Otariidae.
CGAGCGCUCGGGUGGGAGCCGGCGAGAUGCGUUCGGCGGGCGGCGCCCACUGACCUCCCUCGGCCGCCCGGCCGGGGCAGGGCCGGAGCCGGGAGCCAGCCCCGCCCGCCGCCCCGCCCAUGGGCCGCCAGCCCCCGCAGCCGCCCGCCCGGAGGACCGCGCCGAGGGGGGGAGCCGCCUGAAGGACCGCGACGGCCGCGCCCGCAGGCCAUCUGGAUGUCAGCAUGGCAGCCACAAACCUGGAGAACCAGUUGCACAGUGCCCAGAAGAACCUCCUGUUCCUUCAGCGGGAGCACGCCAGCACCCUCAAGGGGCUGCACGCCGAGAUCAGGCGGCUGCAGCAACACUGCACAGAUUUAACAUAUGAGCUGACACUCAAAAGUUCGGACCAGACAGACCCCGGCCCUUGGCUUGUUCUUCUAGGAGAGGGGUCUUCCAGAAGCAGUGAACUAAAGAGAAGAUGUGAAGAACUGGAAGCCCAACUGAAGCUCCAGGAGAACGAGAACAAUGAGCUGCUCAGAGAGCUGGAGCAGAAGAACGCCAUGAUCGCGGUGCUGGAGAACACCGUCAAGGAGCGGGAGAAGAAGUACCUGGAGGAGCUGAAGGUGAAGAGCCACAAGCUGAACAUGCUGUCCAGCGAGCUCGAGCAGCGCGCCAGCACCAUCGCCUACCUGACCUCCCAGCUGCACGCCGCCAAGCGCAAGCUCGUGAGCGCCAGUGGGACCUCGGACGGCAGCCCCUCCGGGAGCCCCGUGCUGGCCAGCUACAAGCCGGCGCCCCCCAAGGACAAGCUGCCCGAAACGCCCCGCCGCCGGAUGAAAAAGAGCCUCUCGGCCCCCCUGCACCCUGAAUUUGAAGAGGUCUACAGAUUUGGGGCUGAGAGCCGGAAACUCCUCUUGCGGGAGCCAGUGGAUGCCAUGCCUGACCCCACCCCAUUCCUGCUGGCCAGGGAGUCCGCCGAGGUCCACCUCAUCAAGGAGAGGCCUCUGGUCAUCCCCCCCAUCACCUCCGACCGCGGCCCGAGCGAGCAGCACAGCCCGGCCCGCGAGAAGUCACACAAGGCUCACGUGGGGGUGGCCCACCGCAUCCACCACACUGUCCCGCCACAGACCCAGCCCGAGGUGGAGACACUGGCGGUUGACCAGGUGAACGGAGGGAAAGCCGUGAGGAAGCACUCAGGGACGGACAGAACUGUGUGAAGCCUGCCCUAGGCGGCCCUUCACCCUCGGCUGUCGAUGCACUGUGAUCACUACUAGGAAAAACUCAUCCUUUUUUUUUUUUUUUUUUAAAUCCCAUGCAUGCCAAAUUUUUUUCAGACCUGUCAACAGAUUCUUCUUCUCCUGCUCCUCUUGCCCUCUUACUGACACCAAAAUACGAUCGUGUCCCUGCUGCAGAAUACGUAUUUACUAAUUGCUGUGGCCAAACACCUGUGUGCCGAAUCGCUUGCUUCUAAUCCCACUCCGUGUAACCUCCGUGCGCUCGUGGACAGAGCACAGGCCCCAGGCUGCAUCACUGCUCGACGUUAAUGAAAUCAGACAGUCACACGCCUCACUAUACAGCCAGAGCAAUACACGCCGACCGACCUUGACCCUCGCUCCAGUUUCCAGGGCAGCCCGUCUGGAGCAGCCCCUGCUCCCUCCAGGAGACCCUGUCACCUCCCGACAAGCCUUUCCCAGGGCGGCACAGAGAGCCAAGAAGCUGUAUAUGUAUAUCACGGGAACAAAAUAUGAUGUUACUUCUCAUAUCACCACAACCUGAAUGUGUGUUCAUAUUUUUUGUUAGUUUUAUCCAAAGUGUUCAAGAUCCCAACAAACUUUAUUUUCUAAACCUGC